Molecule: messenger RNA, 2484 nt
Organism: Chrysochloris asiatica (Cape golden mole)
Lineage: Eukaryota; Metazoa; Chordata; Mammalia; Afrosoricida; Chrysochloridae
Gene: IFT88
Product: intraflagellar transport 88 homolog (Chlamydomonas)
Exons: 25
Coding region: 7-2484 (825 amino acids)
Biological process (GO): intraciliary transport; inner ear receptor cell stereocilium organization; non-motile cilium assembly
Cellular component (GO): ciliary basal body; non-motile cilium; ciliary base
Molecular function (GO): kinesin binding
Source: RefSeq, a predicted model, not a curated record
GUACAGAUGAUGCAAAAUGUGCACUUGGCUCCAGAGACAGAUGAGGAUGACCUCUAUUCUGGUUACAAUGACUACAAUCCAACCUAUGACACCGAGGAAUUGGAGAAUGAUACAGCUUUUCAGCAAGCUGUGAGAACUAGUCAUGGCAGAAGACCUCCAAUAACUGCUAAAAUUCCAAGCACGGCAGUUACUAGACCUAUAGCUACUGGAUAUGGGUCCAAGACAUCCCUGACAUCCUCCCUGGGAAGGCCUAUGACGGGAGCUAUCCAGGAUGGAGUUACUAGACCCAUGACAGCAGUGAGAGCGGCUGGGUUUACCAAAGCAGCUUUGAGAGGCUCUUCAUUUGACCCCCUUGGUCAGUCAAGGGGCCCUGCACCUCCUUUGGAAGUCAAAAACGAAGAUAGUGCAGAAGAAAAGAUUAGACAAUUGGAGAAGAAAGUAAAUGAGUUGGUAGAAGAAAGCUGUAUUGCAAACAGUUCUGGAGACUUAAAAUUGGCCUUAGAAAAGGCAAAAGAUGCUGGAAGGAAAGAGAGAGUCCUAGUAAGACAACGUGAACAAGUUACAACUCCAGAAAAUAUCAACUUGGACUUGACUUACUCAGUUCUUUUCAACUUGGCCAGUCAGUAUUCAGCUAAUGAAAUGUAUGCCGAAGCACUGAACACAUACCAAGUGAUAGUGAAAAAUAAGAUGUUUAGCAAUGCAGGUAUACUAAAAGUGAAUAUGGGAAAUAUUUAUUUAAAGCAAAGAAAUUAUUCCAAAGCCAUUAAAUUCUACCGGAUGGCAUUAGAUCAAAUUCCAAGUGUACAUAAAGAGAUGAGGAUUAAAAUAAUGCAAAACAUUGGAGUUACGUUUAUUAAAACUGGCCAGUAUUCAGAUGCAAUUAAUUCUUUUGAGCACAUAAUGAGUAUGGCGCCAAAUCUGAAGGCAGGCUUCAACCUGAUUCUUAGUUAUUUUGCUGUUGGAGACCGUGAAAAAAUGAAGAAGGCAUUCCAAAAAUUGAUUGCUGUUCCAUUAGAAAUUGAUGAAGAUGAUAAAUACAUUUCACCAAGUGAUGAUCCCCAUACUAACUUAGUGAUUGAAGCUAUAAAAAAUGAUCAUCUAAGGCAAAUGGAACGUGAAAGGAAAGCAAUGGCUGAAAAAUACAUCAUGACCGCUGCAAAACUCAUCGCUCCUGUAAUUGAAACAUCUUUUGCUGUAGGUUACGAUUGGUGUGUCGAAGUUGUGAAAGCAUCUCAGUAUGUAGAGUUAGCUAAUGAUCUGGAAAUAAAUAAAGCAAUUACAUACUUGAGACAAAAGGAUUUUAACCAAGCUGUACAGACCUUAAAGAUGUUUGAAAAGAAGGACAGUAGAGUGAAGAGCGCAGCUGCAACCAACCUUUCCUUCCUGUAUUACUUAGAAAAUGAAGUUGCACAAGCCAGUAGCUAUGCAGAUUUAGCUGUGAACUCUGAUAGAUACAAUCCGUCGGCCCUUACAAAUAAAGGAAAUACUGUCUUCGCAAAUGGUGAUUUUGAGAAGGCAGCUGAGUUCUAUAAGGAGGCUCUGAGAAAUGAUUCCUCUUGUACGGAAGCACUGUAUAAUGUUGGCCUUACUUACAAGAAGCUAAACCGGCUAGAUGAGGCUUUGGAUUGUUUCCUGAAGCUCCAUGCAAUCCUACGAAACAGCGCCCAAGUUCUUUACCAGAUAGCAAAUGUAUAUGAGUUAAUGGAGGAUCCAAAUCAAGCUAUUGAAUGGCUAAUGCAACUAAUCAGUGUUGUUCCAACUGAUUCUAGAGCUCUCUCUAAACUCGGAGAAUUGUAUGAUAGUGAAGGAGAUAAAUCCCAAGCUUUCCAAUAUUACUAUGAGUCAUAUCGGUAUUUCCCUUCUAACAUUGAAGUAAUCGAAUGGCUUGGAGCCUACUACAUUGAUACCCAGUUUUGUGAAAAAGCCAUUCAAUACUUUGAAAGAGCUUCUCUUAUACAGCCUACCCAAGUGAAAUGGCAGCUGAUGGUAGCUAGUUGUUUUAGAAGAAGCGGUAACUACCAAAAAGCACUGGACACUUAUAAAGAUAUUCAUAGAAAGUUUCCAGAAAAUGUCGAAUGCUUGCGUUUCUUGGUUCGUCUCUGCACAGAUAUUGGAUUAAAAGAAGUUCAAGAAUAUGCAACAAAACUCAAGAGAUUGGAAAAAAUGAAAGAAAUAAGGGAACAGCGCAUAAAGUCUGGCAGAGAUGGCAGCGGAGGGUCCCGGAGCAAAAGAGAAGGAAGUGCUGGCAGCGAUAGUGGCCAGAACAGUAGUGCCAGUAGUAAAGGUGAACGACUAAGUGCCAAACUCAGAGCUUUACCUGGGACAAAUGAACCUUAUGAAAGUAGCAGUAACAAAGAAAUAGAUGCCUCCUACGUGGAUCCACUUGGCCCUCAGAUAGAAAGACCAAAAACUGCAGCCAAAAAAAGGAUUGAUGAAGAUGACUUUGCUGAUGAAGAGCUGGGAGAGGACUUGCUCCCAGAAUAG